ACAUGUCUGUAAAUAUUUAGCACUUUAUAGUUUAUUUUAUCAUAAUUAUCUCUUAACUUUAUUUGCAGAUGUUUGGAGCAUGGGUUUGGAUCCUGGUUGCUGCUACAAAAGUAUUUUAUCCAAUCGUGCAAGGAUGGGUCAUGUAUGUUGCAGUGUCCUCAUUUUUCUUCUCAUUGCUACUCUUGAUGGUCUACCUGUUUGGCUUCCACAGAAACCAUUGCAACACUUGGAGAAUAAUCGACGUCAUCUACACUGGAAUUACAGCGAUAUUUUACUUGAGUGCUGCUGUGCUGCAAGCUUAUGCCACAAUAUUUUGUGAUUACACUAUACCUGUACCUAUCCCUAAUAUCUUCGAAGUUCGUCAGUGCAGUCCUGUCUACUACCACUUGGAUGCUGCAGCCACAGUAAGUCACACUGAUGUGCUUCUAUCUUAG
This is a messenger RNA of Staurois parvus, 434 nucleotides long. The record is from the annotation of a GenBank genome assembly. Lineage: Eukaryota; Metazoa; Chordata; Amphibia; Anura; Ranidae.